AUGGAGCCUCCUAGAUCUUCAGGGCCAUCUCUCUCGGAAACUUCCACCGUUAACUCGUUCUCGAACGGCCUCAGCGCCAAACAACAUGAAGAUGACAACUAUGAUCUUGUAUUGGAUCUGAGUCUUUCCGGCAAAGACGAUUCGAACACUGUUCAAGACUCGAAACAAACCGAACUCAAUCUCAUCGACUGUUUCAAGAUCGUCGAUCCGUGUGAUGAUCGGGUUUCGCCGGAGACUCCGAAUCAACAAGGUAACGAAACUGAUCAGCCUAGAGUGUUUUCAUGUAACUAUUGCCAAAGGAAGUUCUUUAGCUCACAGGCCUUGGGUGGGCACCAAAAUGCACAUAAACGAGAAAGGACAGUAGCCAAACGAGGGCAGCAAAGGAUCGGUGCCGGUGCGGCGGCAUCUUUCGCGACAUUCGGUCGAUAUUCGAACGUGGCUUCGCUUCUGUUGCAAGGCUCAUUCAAUAAGUCACUUGGGAUUAAACUCCACUCUAUGAUACACAAGCCAUCUUUUCUACCUUCACCACAUGUUUAUGGGCACAACGAAUGGUCUCGACGGCCGAUUCAUCAAACACCGGCUACCAUACAUCUUUCGAUGGAGAAUUUUGCCGCUGCCGGAUCAUCAGUGAGUAACGAUACGGCUUCUAGGUUCGAAAGUAGUGUUCGGAAGUUCAGUCCGUCGACGGAGGGGAAGAGUAGGUAUUGGUGGGAUAGUAGUGUUAACCCUUUCAACACUAAUCAAGAUGAGUUGAAACUCGACUUGUCUUUGAAGCUCUAA
Molecule: messenger RNA, 780 nt
Organism: Hibiscus syriacus
Lineage: Eukaryota; Viridiplantae; Streptophyta; Magnoliopsida; Malvales; Malvaceae
Product: zinc finger protein 1-like
Exons: 1
Coding region: 1-780 (259 amino acids)
Biological process (GO): negative regulation of abscisic acid-activated signaling pathway
Source: RefSeq, a predicted model, not a curated record